CACCUCUACCCGCCAACACAUCAACAAAUCGGUCUCAAAAUCGGGAGAUAUACAUUAGCUGUUGGGUGCCACUAUACCGCUACACCGCCUACGUCAGCAGACCACGUUGCACGUCGCUUGGAUUCGCCAAAGUCCUCCCCUAGCCCGCUACUCUGCCUCCUCUGCCUGGACAUAAAAAAUGGCCAUCAAACCUGGUUUGGGUCGCAAGACCAGCAACAAGAACCCACCGAUCCUGAGCCACGAGUUUGUCAUCCAGAAUCAUGCCGAUAUCAUCUCCUGCGUGGCCAUGGUAUUCGUUGUCGGUCUGAUGAACGAAUCAACGGCGGCGUUCGCCAGCGCCUUCAUCUCGCUGCAUCAUAAUGUGAGCGGUGAGGAUCCCAGCCGAGAGCAGCCGUACGGCAAGGCCUUCACCUACAUUGCCGGCAUCAAGGACUAUUGUGCGAUAUUCUUCUAUACACUGACCUGCAUCAUUAUGCAUGCCAUUAUCCAGGAGUUCGUGCUGGACAAGAUCAGCAAGAAGAUGCAUCUGUCCAAGUUCAAGUUGGCGCGCUUCAAUGAAUCCGGCCAGCUGGUUGCCUUCUAUCUGAUGUCGUUCUUCUGGGGCGCUCACAUCCUGGUCAAGGAGGGCUUCCUCGGACAUGUGGCCCAGCUGUGGGAGGGCUUCCCCGACCAUCCGAUGAGCUUCCUGCACAAGUUCUACUUCAUCAUUCAGCUAUCGUACUACCUGCAUAUGCUGCCCGAACUCUACUUCCAGAAGAUCAAGACCAAGGAGGAGCAGCAGCCAAAGAUCGUGCACUCGGUCAGCGGCUUCACCCUGAUCGUGCUGGCCUACAUUCUCAGUUUCCAGCGUCUGGCCCUCGUCCUCCUCACCCUGCACUACUUCAGCGAGCUGCUGUCGCAUGUCUUCCAGCUCAUUGGUGUCUUUGAUCGCGAGGAGCGCCUGGCCAAGCUGCGCGUGGUUAACAACGGCGUGUUCUUCCUCAUCCGUUUCGCCACCUCGGUGAUUGGUGUCCUGACACUGUACUAUGGCAUCGGUGGAGCUCGCUCUCUGCUCGCCUUGGGCGGCCUAAUUGCCCUGCAGGGCUAUCUGGUGUUCUCGUUCAUCACCGAGCAGCUGAAGGCCAAGCGCGAGGCCAAGAAGGAGGCGAAACGGGAGGCCAAGCUGGCGCUGCAGACCAAGAAGCCGGCCAAGGCGCUCAAGGAUAAGGUGAAGCGCAAGAAGGAGAGCGAUCUGCCAGAGGCGGAUCAGUCAUCGGCCAGUCCCAUCAAGCAGAAAGUCAAAUGAGCAACAACCACAAAAGUCUCUUCAUCAGCAAAACAACAACAACAAAAAAAAAGCAACAAAAUCUUUCGCACACUUCCAACCAACAACAACAACAACAACACCAAUCUGAAGAAUGAUAGUUACCAGAAGAGAGAGAGCGCAGCACCAGGACAGAAAGAUUAGCCGGCUAA
This is a messenger RNA of Drosophila bipectinata, 1455 nucleotides long. RefSeq names its product translocating chain-associated membrane protein 1 (gene TRAM). NCBI's taxonomy places the organism in Eukaryota, Metazoa, Arthropoda, Insecta, Diptera, Drosophilidae. The record is from RefSeq and is a predicted model, not a curated record. Gene Ontology annotation, biological process: SRP-dependent cotranslational protein targeting to membrane, translocation; protein insertion into ER membrane. Gene Ontology annotation, cellular component: endoplasmic reticulum membrane.